GUUGAUCUCGACCAUUCAAUCGGUCGAUCGCUUCCUCGUUCCUUGAGGGUAUUCGCGGGGUUGGGGUUUCGGCGUCAAAGUCUUUGCCAGGAAGAGGCUGUGCGAUGGACGACGAGAAAUCGACGAUGCCGAUGGGGAAUCGAGAGCGGGAUCGGGAGCUUCUCAUCAUCCCCGUCGUCGAUGACGAAGCCGAUGACAAGGCUUCGUCCUCCGCCUCCCCCGCUCGCCUCCACCAUCCGCACCACUCUGGUAGAGAGGCAUUCUAUAAAGUAAUACGUAGUUGGGCUUCAAAAAAAUUCAUGACCGGAUGUGUGAUCCUCUUUCCAAUUGCAAUCACCUUCUACAUCACAUGGUGGUUUAUUCAUUUCGUUGAUGGAUUUUUUUCUCCGAUCUAUGCUCAACUUGGGAUAAACAUAUUUGGACUUGGCUUUGUGACUUCCGUAACAUUCAUCUUCUUGGUUGGAGUGUUCAUGUCUUCAUGGCUGGGAGCUUCUGUUCUUAGUCUUGGUGAAUGGUUUAUCAAGAGGAUGCCAUUUAUUCGUCAUAUCUACAAUGCCUCUAAGCAGAUUAGUUCUGCUGUAUCACCUGAUCAAAAUAAGCAAGCUUUCAAGGAAGUUGUAAUUAUUAGACACCCAAGAGUUGGUGAAUAUGCUUUUGGAUUCAUCACCUCCACUGUUAUCCUUCAGAGUUAUUCUGGCGAAGAGGAACUCUGCUGCGUCUAUGUACCAACCAACCAUCUUUACAUUGGCGACAUUUUUUUAGUGAACACAAUUGAUGUCAUUAGACCAAAUCUUUCUGUUAGCGAAGGAAUUGAAAUUGUUGUUUCGGGUGGCAUGUCAAUGCCUCAAAUUCUCUCAACCUUGGGUCCGCAUACAGCACAUAAAAGAGCAAGAUCCAGCAUAAUUUACACUUAGUUGUAGCAAUACGUCUGAGUUGAUUUCUUUUGUAUUCUUGUUUUUUU
Molecule: messenger RNA, 961 nt
Organism: Zingiber officinale
Lineage: Eukaryota; Viridiplantae; Streptophyta; Magnoliopsida; Zingiberales; Zingiberaceae
Product: protein LIKE COV 1-like
Exons: 7
Coding region: 105-914 (269 amino acids)
Cellular component (GO): Golgi apparatus
Source: RefSeq, a predicted model, not a curated record